Messenger RNA from Dujonia railenensis, 798 nucleotides. The record is from the annotation of a GenBank genome assembly. NCBI's taxonomy places the organism in Eukaryota, Fungi, Ascomycota, Pichiomycetes, Serinales, Debaryomycetaceae.
AUGAGCGAGGAAGACAUCAAUGUAUCAGACGGCGAGGAAGAACAGGAAUUGAGCAAAGAAGAAAGAUUGGAGGCUGCUAGGAAGAAGUUCGAAGAAUUGAAAAAGAAAAAGAAGAAGGGCAAGAAGAAGAGUAAGAAGGAAUCAGGGUCGGUGGAGCCUGAAGACCAGGAAGAUUCAGAAAAAAAAGAUACAGAAGAACCCGAAGAACUAGCAGAAACUGAAACUGAGAAGAAAGAGCUAGUGACCGAAGAAUCCAAGAAAGAAGAGGCUACUGUCGCUGUACCUGAGGUGCCCACGGACGAUGCUGAAGUGUCACCAAAACUGGUCGCGGAAGCACCAGUAUCUGAACCAGUCAAAUCUACUGCUUCUGAACAGAAAGCAACCAUAAUAGAGUCUGCAAAGGGUGAGACGACGAAGCCGGCUGUCGCGUCAGAGGAUUCGCUGACAAUCCAGCAGUUGAAUGAAACCAUUGAACAACAGAAGAACACAAUUAAGAAGUUGAGAGACGAGAACACAGACUUGAAACUCUCUAAAAUGGACCUCUUGGACCGGAUUUCGGAGCUUGAAUUACUCACGGAACAGUUAAAGAAAUCCGGUGGUAUAUCCAACGUCCAAGUUCCAAGCAAGGUAGUCCCAGCAGAACCCGUCUUCAAAAAGAACGAUUUUGCAUCAGAAUCCACUCAAAACUUGGCAGUCAGUGCCACAGAAGACUUCAGAGAGAAAUUGAUGGUAUGGAAGGGCUGGCAGGCUGACAUGACCAACUGGGGUGGAGUUCAAACGCAGAUUGUUAAGUUGUAG